Molecule: messenger RNA, 1365 nt
Organism: Paramecium tetraurelia
Lineage: Eukaryota; Ciliophora; Oligohymenophorea; Peniculida; Parameciidae
Exons: 3
Source: RefSeq, a predicted model, not a curated record
AUGCAAUAAUCACCAAAUACUAGAUAGAUAUUAGAUUUGGAUUUUUAAAAAGAACUUUAUCAAGAAGAUCUGAAGAAACUUGUCUCCAAUAUACAGGAUAAACAAAAAUCAUAUAAUGACACAAGAUCAUCAUAAAAUGAACUGGUCCAAAAAAUCAUAAGAAUAUGUUAUUAAAAAUACGAGGAUGAUAUCAUUAGAAAGAGAAUUGAGUUGUAGGAGCUAAAGUAGAAGUCUGAGGAACAAAAGGCCAAACAAGAUGAAGAAUACAGCAACUUAGAAAUGGAACUGAAAAACAAAAUAGUAAAUGUAUUCAUACGUUUUCAAAAAUAUUACGAAAAAAUAUCAUAAGAAAAAAGCAGAUUGGAAGAAUUCAUUGUCGGAGAUGCAAUUGCUGCUGAUUACACACUAAUUUUGCAAAGUGUUCAUUAAUCAUUAUCCGAUUUUGAAUUGGCCAAAGAUAAUGAAUGUAUAAAUUAAUAAACCUUUCUAUCUUUGAAAUCUCCUAAUAUUCAAACUAAAUAGCACUCAAAAAUGUCUCACCUUAAUUCCUAUGUUAAUACACUUAUUUUCAAAAUAGAGAACGCAGAUCAAUAAAUCUUAAAUAGUCAAUCUGAAAAUUCAUAAAUCUAAUUAAUUUUAUCAUAAAAACUCACUUCCCUCAAAUAACAAAUCAGAUAUCUAUAACAAUUUAAUCACGAUUGUGUAUAAGAAUUAUUUGAUCUACAAUAAGACUUCCUUACUAAUCAAAGAAAUCUUAAAAAUUUGAGGAUAAACAUCUAAAACACUGUCACUAAAGAUGAAGAAAGGAAAUGUGCAGAAAUUAGCUCAUUAGAAUAAUAAAAAAGCGACAUGGACAAAAGUUAUAAAUCUUAUUCUUAAAUUAUGUUAUAAGGAAAUACUUAAAGGAAAGAUUAUGAAGAAAACAUAUUUAGAUUGAUUUCAUUAUCAAAUUCAUUAAUACAAUCAUUAAAUAAUAGCAUUGAAUAAUUUAGAUAAUAAUUGGAAGCAUUAUCUUUAACCCCUGAUAUAAAAACCUCUUCUAAUAUUUCUAUUAAAAAGAUUAAUAUUUUGAAUCCCUACAAAAAGAUUUUAAACGAAAAAAAAUCUAUAUACUUGAAAAGAAAACCUUAAGUUGAAAAACUAGGAUCAAUCAAAACAGAUGAGAACAACAUUUCUACUAUUUUUAAAUAAACUUCUCAAUCCCCCAAUUUUAGAAAUUAAAUUUUACCAGAAAAAUAAACAGCCUUGCCAUUAAAAUGCUCUUGUCCUCCUGAAAUAAAUGCAUACUUGUAAUAAUUAAUUGUAUAUCAAUUAAAAAGGAAUCAUCUUGUGUUAGGUUUGUCAAAUUUCCUUUUAGAUCAAUGA